AUGUCCAAAGUAGCUAGCACAAAAAGGUCAAAAGUUAGUAUUUAUUUGGAAGAAUUUCCGAACGAAACUUUUAGGAGUGAUGGACAAGUUUUAUGCUGUCAGUUUUGUGAUAAAUCAGUAUCUAUCGACCAACGUGGUCAAGUUAUUCAGCUCAUCAAUACCAGUAAACAUAGAGGCAAUAAAGACAGAAAGCUUAUAUUUCAACAAAAUUUUAUUUCUACAUCAUCCGCAUCUACCAAUAGCAAAGACAUACUAUUAAACGUAACUCCGAAUAACAAUUAUUCAGAAAUUGAAUACACUCCAAAAGAAAUAAUGUGUAUGAAAUAUGUACCUGUCACGUCCGUUGAUGCGGAGAGGUCAUUCAGCCGUUACAAAGAAAUGUUAAGACCGAACCGCUGCCACUUUACAUUUUGA
Macrosiphum euphorbiae (potato aphid) is the source of this 414-nucleotide messenger RNA. NCBI's taxonomy places the organism in Eukaryota, Metazoa, Arthropoda, Insecta, Hemiptera, Aphididae. The record is from the annotation of a GenBank genome assembly.